UUGUCACUUCUGGAAAGAUUUCUUUUUUGUCAAAUAUUGGACGAGCUAAGAUUUGUGCUUAAUAAAUUUAUUUUACACAAAAAUCAGGAAAAUGGAAAACGACGCUGGUGAUUUUGUAGAUUUAUAUUGCCCUAGAAAGUGUACUGCAAGCAAUAGAAUUAUACAUGCAAAAGAUCAUGCUUCCGUUCAAUUAAAUAUUGUGGAUGUAGAUCCAGUCACUGGACGUAUGACGGACACAAAUAAAGUGUAUGCUAUUUGUGGUGCAAUCAGGCGAAUGGGAGAAUCCGAUGAUUGUAUCGUUAGAUUAGCUAAAAAAGAUGGUCUUAUAACUAAGAACUUUUAAUUUUGAAUUUUAAGGAUACAAUAAUUCCUGUGCUAAUUCAUACUAUGGUUUAUACAUAUUUGGAAAUUAUGUAAAAUUUUUUUAAAUUGUUAAAAGAUCAACAGCAUAAAGGCACAUUCUGAAAAAAAAAUUGUUUAUUGUAAUUUAUC
Condylostylus longicornis is the source of this 492-nucleotide messenger RNA. RefSeq names its product 40S ribosomal protein S21 (gene RpS21). The coding region runs from base 92 to 343 and encodes 83 amino acids. Gene Ontology annotation, biological process: endonucleolytic cleavage in ITS1 to separate SSU-rRNA from 5.8S rRNA and LSU-rRNA from tricistronic rRNA transcript (SSU-rRNA, 5.8S rRNA, LSU-rRNA); endonucleolytic cleavage to generate mature 3'-end of SSU-rRNA from (SSU-rRNA, 5.8S rRNA, LSU-rRNA); translation. Gene Ontology annotation, molecular function: structural constituent of ribosome. The record is from RefSeq and is a predicted model, not a curated record. The transcript is spliced from 4 exons. Lineage: Eukaryota; Metazoa; Arthropoda; Insecta; Diptera; Dolichopodidae. Gene Ontology annotation, cellular component: cytosolic small ribosomal subunit; ribosome.